Molecule: messenger RNA, 5385 nt
Organism: Coprinopsis cinerea okayama7#130
Lineage: Eukaryota; Fungi; Basidiomycota; Agaricomycetes; Agaricales; Psathyrellaceae
Product: TATA-binding protein associated factor Taf2
Exons: 16
Coding region: 1-5385 (1794 amino acids)
Biological process (GO): transcription initiation at RNA polymerase II promoter
Cellular component (GO): transcription factor TFIID complex
Molecular function (GO): chromatin binding; zinc ion binding; transcription cis-regulatory region binding
Source: RefSeq, a predicted model, not a curated record
AUGGGAGCCACCGCAGAAGCGCAAGAUUGCCACAGGCAUGCCGAGCUGAAGAGAAAACUGUAUUCAGCGAUGCAAGAAAGCGACGAAGGAGAGUUAUCGAUUGCAAUUCCGAAGGAGGUGGCUCUCAGGCCCUCAGGACAUUCAUCACACCCACUGGUUCGAGAAGUCUCUACUCCUGAACCGCAGACCCCGGGGCAAGCAACUCAGUCGGAUCCAGAGUUUUCGCCCAUUGUCGUCAAUAUCGCCUAUUCACUUCGUAAUCCUGUGGACGGCUUCGAAUUUGUGGUGCCAAAUGAUGCGUACCCAUACCGUGUUCCCCAUGCCUUUACAUCACCCUCCUCCCCUGACUCUGCACGGUGCUGGGUGCCCUGUGUCGACAAUUUAUGGGAGAAAUGCACGUGGGAGUUCGAAUUUGUUGUUCCGAGGUAUUUGGAGGAGCGGGUAGACAAUGACGACGAUGAGGAGCCGGUAGACCUCACCCCAACUAUCGUAAUUUGUAGCGGGGAGCUUGUCGAGCAGGUCGCCCACCCCUACAAUUCGAACAAAACCAUCUUUAUCUUUUCACAGGCAAUACUUACCUCCGUGCAGCAUAUUGCGUUCGCGGCUGGGCCGUUCCACUUGUUCCAGAUCCCACCUGACAGUACCAUAGAAGACUCUGCUGGUUCGUCACAACCCGCCAUGUACGCAUUCUGCCUCCCUGGGCUCGAAUCCCAGCUCGCUACCUCUACGGCAUUUCUCCGCUCCGCUAUGACUUUCUACACCAGCGAGUACGGGUCGUACCCGUUUGGCUCUUUCAAGUUGGUCUUUGUGGACGAAUUGCCGACCCAACGGUUCGACAGUGCGACAUUAUCCCUGAUCACAUCAGAUCUCCUUCACGGUGACGACGCCAUUGACCAGGCACUGGAGACUCGACAUACUCUGUCGCAUGCUUUAGCGUGCCAGUGGGCGGGAGUCAACAUCAUCCCGAAGACCUGGUCAGAUACAUGGCUAAUCAAUGGACUUUCACUCUACAUCAACGGCCUGUUCCUCAGGAAGCUUUUUGGCAACAACGACUAUCGCUUCAAGCUAAAAAAGGAUAUGCAACGGGUUCUGGAGUGGGACGUUGGUGUCAUGCCUCCGAUCUGCCAACCUCAGAUCAAUGAUCCUCCCGAUCCAUCCACUCUGCCAUUCGUCAAUCUCAAAUCCCCUCUGGUCCUACACAUUCUCGAUCGCAAGCUGGGCAAAUCCGGAACCGCCCUCGGUCUGAGCCGUGUUCUACCAAAGGUGUUUCUUUCGGCAAUUAGUGGGGAGCUGCAGAACAACGCCCUCUCGACACACGCAUUUCUCAGGACAUGUCGUAAGGUUAGCGGCGUUGACCUGCGCAGCUUUGCGGAGCAGUGGAUAUACGGAAGUGGUUGUCCGUCAUUUGGAUUCUCUGCCUCUUUCAACCGAAAGAAGAUGGCGGUAGAAAUCACCAUGCGCCAGGAGGCCCCAGCGUUCAAGGCGUUAGAACAUAAUGAGAUUGGCAAAGCUCUCCUAAAGCCCGUUCCCUUCUUCGAGGGACAAAUGACGAUUCGCAUUCACGAGGCAGAUGGCACCCCCUACGAGCACGUCUUGGACAUCAGAAACCCUUUCAAGCGUUACGAAGUGCCUUUUAACACGAAGUAUAAGCGUGUUCGAAGGAACACCAAGCGAUACUUGGCGCGUCAGGCUGCCGCCCAAGCUGCUGCUGAAGGAGACGCAGAAGCCGCGGAGGCAAUGGGAAUGAUAGAUAUGGGAUUUGGCCUCGAGAUUUGGGAGAAGGAGCAAGAGCGGGAGAAUUGGAAGGUUGCGGACUGGACAGAAGAGGACGAAGCGACGAUGAGCGGUGCGACAUACGAAUGGAUUCGGAUCGACGCCGACUUUGAGUGGAUUGCGAAUAUGAAGUUCGAGCAGCCGGACUUUAUGUGGGUUUCGCAGCUUCAGCGCGAUCGAGACGUCGUUGCUCAAUUAGAGGCGAUAUAUGCCCUUGCCGAGAAGCCAACAGCGAUUGUGUCCAGCACCUUGACGAAGACGGUCCUCGUCAGCAACUACUACUACAGAGUGCGCUGUGAGGCCGCGCUUGCACUGGUAUCGUGUGCCAUUCGCCGCCUGGACUUCUUAGGGUUAUUCCACCUGUUCAAACUCUUCCUGAGGUAUUGCUACGACCCUGAAGAUCCUAAUCAAGAUCUAUUCACCCACAAAUAUGUGCCGAAACCCAACAACUUCUCCGAUUUUCCAGAGUACUUCGUCCGAAAGACCUUGAUCACUGCUAUUUCGCAAGUUCGAUUUGAAAAUGGGAACACUCCAUCCGUCGUUCGUCAGUUCUUGAUUGACCAGUUGCGUUAUAACGACAACACGUCGAACCCUUAUACCGAUGGCUAUUACAUUUGCACUAUCAUCGCGGCCGCGGCCUGCGCAAUCAUCUCCAUGGCUCCUCCCGAGCGCGGGGAGUUAAUGCCUUCGGAUACGAGCACUGAGCUUAAUGCGGAAGACUUGGAACUCAUCAAACAAACUCGAAUUGAGGUGGACCGCUAUCGUAGCAUGGAUCGGCUUAUCCCCUCGCCCCAUAACAUCGUCACCAUCGCGGCCCUUGAGUUCUACAUGGCCCUUGGCGUUGCAAACCUAAUUCCCAGCCACCCCAAAGUCUUUUUCCCGUUGACACGAGAGGGCAAUUACACCCAAGUUCGGAUCGCUGCAUUUGAUGGACUGUUCAUGACGAAGUGGUAUGCACCACAAAUCAUGAACCUGGCUUUGUUGGCGCAGAUGGGAGAGAUGAAGUCAGCCAUCAAGGAGUCGGAAAGCCUUCUCAUAGAAGAAGAUGGCAACGGUCAGGAGAGGAUGAAGGAGUCCAAGCGCAGUGAAUUGGAUGUUAUGUUGAAGAUUCUCCGCAAAGACAGGGAGUUGGGGAAAAAUGAAGUCGUCCGCGAAUUCUUGCUGCCUGUGGCACUCUUGCCCGAAAUCGACCAUGAAGUUCGCUGGUGCUUGCUCAAGCUCGCCGACUUGCUCAUUCGCCCAGUAGAGGAGACACCGCCGACGGUCAAGAUUCAUAUCCCGAGCACACCCGUCAUUGAGACGCCACCUCAAAUACCGACCAUUAAGCCGCCUAGGAUUAUCAAGUCGGGUGGCCCCCCUCCGAAACAUCCUUUGAACCUUGUCAACGCACCGACCAGGCUGAAGCUCCCUGGGGCUCCAACUGUUGCAUUACCCAAAGGUCCCCCUACCGCCCUUGUCCCCGAACCACCCAAGCGGAAUGUUGCCUUCGUCCCUCCCCCGACUACACCAGUUGCCACGACGUCGAAGCAGAAGCCCCCGAAACCUGCGAAACCUGUAUCCACCAAGCCAGUGUCGGUUCCCAAGGCACAGUCCGCUGGGAUGUCUAUACAGGACUACAAGGCGUGCAAGAGUGCUUUGAAGAAGUUGAAGGCCAACAAGCAUGCCUUACUGUUCCUUCAGCCCGUUGACCCCAUCCGCGACCAUGCCCCCAAUUACUUUGACAUCAUCAAAGAACCUAUGGAUCUUAGUACCAUGGGUGCUAAACUUGAGGAAGGGUUGUACAAGGACCGGUUCGCUUUCCAGCAGGACUUCCGCUUGAUGAUUGCCAACGCAAAGCUUUACAACAUGGUGGGUAGCUUCGUACACAACGAGGCUAUCACAUUAGAGACAUUUUUCGAGAAGCAAUGGUCAAUCAUCAACAAAACUUUAGAGGCUGCUGACCGGACCCACAAUGCGCCGAAAUCCGUCGUCCCUUCCUCGAAGGUCACCCCAAGUGCACUUCCAGCCAAACCCACACCUCGCAUUCUACCACCUGUCCCCGCAUUCCGCAAAUCACCUUCCCCCGCCCGUCCCGAGCCUCCUCAGGUUUCCAAACCACCCCGUCCUGAACCAAAGGAGGCAAAGCCUACACCAGGUCCAUCGACAGCGCCGAGACCGACAAUUAAGCUCAAAAUGGGCUCGCAAAGCAAGGCAGGACCUCCAACCCCGUCUCCCGCGCCCGCGCCUCCUGUUGUUCCUCCAGUGAAGGUCCGGAAGCCUAAACCCAUUGAACGUGCACCUUCACCCGUACCCAUCGACGGACCCCCACCCCCAUAUGUUGACGACGGAUCACAUGACAUUCUUCAAGAAGUUCUGGCUAUCGAACGGGAGAAGGAUGAACAGCGCCGUUCACGAGAGUCCAGGGAAAGGGAGAGAGAUAGAGAUAGGGAUAGAGAUAGAGACAGGGAGCGAGAUCGCGAUCGUGACCGUGACCGCGUGCGCGGGAGUGGUGUUAAUGGUGUUUCGAUGAAGCGCAAGAAGGACAUUGUCGAUGAAGACGACCUUCUGGCUUUGGUCACCAAGAAGAAGGAACGGAUAUCCCCUCCCGGAUCCACUUCCGCGGGAUCGUCCAAGUCGGAGCCCUUGGCUCCAGCACCGCCCAAGGUGCAUCUUCCUGCCCCCAAACCUGUACCCGCUGCAGCAACUCCGGCGCGGUCCUCUGGAACAAAUUCUGGGCGGGCAACUCCGGUGGUGCCACCUCCACAGCCGAAACCGAAGAAAGACAAACUUGACUCGGUUCCUCUUCGUAUCUCGCUCAACAAGGGCAAGGAGAAAGAGGUCACUCCCGCAUUGACUUCACCCGCUCCGUCACAAUCCAAAAGCAAGAAGGGAUCCGUUAUCCAAGCUACCCCUGUCAACGAGAAGAAGGUCAAGGAGCUUCUCAAGACGCUCACCAGGAUCCCAGAAGCUGCUAUUUUUCUGCGACCCGUCGAUCCCGUCCUCGAUGGAUGUCCUACAUACCUGGAUGAAAUUGCACAUCCGAUGGACUUUGGGACGAUGAACACAAAGCUUCAGCAAGGGCUCUAUAUGUCAAUGGAAGAUGUGAAGAAAGACAUCGAACUUAUCUUUGCCAACUGUCGACAAUUCAACCCUGUUGGAACGUUCCCGGUUGAUUGUGCAGAUAUCGUUGAGAGGGCAUUCAAGAAGGAAUGGCCCAAGGCAAUGGAGCGCAAGUUGAGUUGGGCCGAGAAGCGUGGUCUCCAAGCGAUCAUGUCGACGAUCGUCAAAGAACCUGUAUCUUGGGUGUUCCGUGAGCCUGUGGACCCGGUCCUACUCGGUAUUCCCACCUACUUCGACGUCAUCCCUCGCAAAGACGCGCGCGACUUGCGGACCAUCCGUUCGAAGCUCGACAGCGACAAGUACGACACGGUAGAGGCUUGGGAAGCGGACAUUGACCUAAUGAUUGCCAAUGCCAUCAAGUUCAAUGGUGCGGAUUCGGAGGUCGGGAUCGUGGCGAAACAGCUUCGUCACCGUGUGAAUGAACUCGUUUCCAAUUGGAAAUCGAGUAUGGCGAAGAAGAGGAAGGACGGAGAGCAAAGCAACUCCCAGCCUUCCAAGAAAGUCAAGAUUUAA